This is a messenger RNA of Pimephales promelas (fathead minnow), 1756 nucleotides long. NCBI's taxonomy places the organism in Eukaryota, Metazoa, Chordata, Actinopteri, Cypriniformes, Leuciscidae. The record is from RefSeq and is a predicted model, not a curated record.
GCUUUGUUUUCUUUCUUCUCUCUCUCUUUCUGUUGUUUCCUUUGACGCUGCUAUGGAUAUUACAGUCGAACUUUCACCAGUUGAGGCUGAAAGUGACGCUGUUUAACGAUCAUGAAUGAAGAGCAAAUGUGAGAUAUAUGCCGCAUAUUUCCAGUCUGCAGAUCUGGUCCUGUGGGCGUCAGUAUCACACAGUGAUCACAGUUCACACCUGCAGUGAAGCCCCUCCCACAACAAUUCACCAAUAAAUACUGGGAAUAUUCCCAUCAUCCUACAAGAGAAGGACAAAAUCCAGGAGUAGCAGCUGAAAUCUGUGUGACUGUUAAAGAUGGAGUUUAUUAAAGAGGAGAUGGAGUUUAUUAAAGUGAAAAUUGAAGACAUGACUGAUCCAGAACCAUCCAGAAUAAAACAAGAAGAUACUGAGGAACAAAUAGACCAGAUGGAAGUGAAGGAGCAAAGACAGACGCUAAAUGAAGUGAAGAAACACUGCGACUUCAAAACUCAAGAAACAAAAGCCAAAAAGCUGCACUCCUGCUCUCAAUGUGGAAAGAGUUUCCAAAAGAAAAUAAACCUUAACAGACAUUUGAAAAUUCACACUGGAGAGAAACCGUAUCCAUGCACUCAGUGUGAGAAGAGUUUUACUCGUGCUUCAGCUCUCAAGUAUCAUCUGCUCUAUCACUCUGGAGAAAAACCAUUCAACUGUGAUCAGUGUGAUAAAGAUUUUAUUUCAUCAUCACAACUAAAACAACACCUGAAAGAUCAUUCAGAUGAGAAGCCUUAUGUGUGUUCUCUCUGUGGAAAGAGUUUUUCACGGCUGGACAGUUUUAAACGUCACCAGAAAACACAUGAUGAAGUGAAAGAUCAUGUGUGUUGUGACUGUGGAAAGAGCUUUACAAGAUCUAGUCAUCUGAAACAGCACCAAAGAAUUCAUACUGGAGAAAAACCUUACAAGUGCUCAUAUUGUGACAAGAGUUUCACUCAGGCUGGAAACCUGAAACUACAUGAGCAAAGUCACUCUGGAGAGAAGCUGUACCACUGUACUGACUGUGGAAAAGGUUUUACUUCAACAUCAUGUCUCAAAAUGCACCUAACUUGUCAUACAGGUGUCAAACCUCACUUGUGUUCUCUCUGUGGAAAGAGUUUCAGUCAAAAAGGAAACCUUAACGCACACAUGAGAAUUCACACUGGAGAGAAACCGUAUCCAUGCACUCAGUGUGAGAAGAGCUUUGCUUUACUAUCAGCUCUCAGUUAUCAUCUGCACGUUCACUCUGGAGAAAAACCAUUCAAGUGUGAUCAUUGUGGGAAAGGAUUUAUUUCAUUAUCAAAUCUAAAUUCACACCUGAUAGUUCAUUCAGAUGAGAAGCCUUAUGUGUGUUCUCUCUGUGGAAAGAGUUUUCCACGGCUGAACAGUUUUAAACAGCACCAGAAAACACACGAUUAAGUGAGAUAUCAUGUGUGUUGUGACUGUGGGAAGAGAUUUAUUACAUCUAAUCAUCUGAAACGGCACCAAAGAAUUCAAAUUGGAAAAAAAAACCUUACAAGUGCUCAUACUGUGACAAGAGUUUCGUUCAGUCUAGAUCUCUGAUUCACCUUGGACACGAAUAGCGCGUCUUUGUUAAAAGAAAAACCACUGUACUCAGUGUGAGAAAAGUUUCAGAAAUUCCACAGGUUUAAAAAUCCAUCUCUGCUUUUACUCUGGAGAAAAAAAAACAUUUAAAUGAUCAGUGUGGUAAAGACUUUAAAGGUGCCAUAUGGGAUA